Molecule: messenger RNA, 3282 nt
Organism: Zophobas morio
Lineage: Eukaryota; Metazoa; Arthropoda; Insecta; Coleoptera; Tenebrionidae
Exons: 9
Coding region: 1-3282 (1093 amino acids)
Molecular function (GO): catalytic activity
Source: RefSeq, a predicted model, not a curated record
AUGGCAAUCAAAUGCAACAAAUGUAAUCGGCAAAUUACCAGAAGUGAGGAUCACAUAACAUGUUCAGCUCAAUGCGGUGGAAAUUAUCAUUUAUUUUGUGUGAAUCUGGAUGAGGAUACUUUUAAUCGCCUUAAAAAAUCAAAGCAAAUCAGUACUUGGUGUUGUAAUCUUUGUGGAGUGAACAGAAUUGCAGGAGCUGCCUCUAAUGUGCUAGAUUCUCUUACAAGUUCUUCUCUGUCGGAAUCUUGUCUUGAAGAUAUGUUACAUAAAGUUUUUUCUGUUUAUGUUGAUCCUAUUAUGGUCCAACUAGAUACUUUAAAUGCUCAGGUUACAAAGUUAACUGCAGAAAAUAAGUCUCUGCGUGAUGAAGUAUUCAGUUUAAAUCAAGUGAUUAGAAACACAUCUCAAACAGGUCUAUCAAAACUUAAUGAACAGGACUUGAAUAAUAAAAGGAGUUAUGCAGAAUCUCUUCGUGAAAAAUCAGCUGAGUCUAUAAUAGUGAAGCCUAAAGACAAAGAACAAUCGGUUACUAAAACAAAAUCAGAUGUUAUUCGUUCUAUUGAUGCUUUGAAUUCAUCAGUUCAUAUAGGCAAAGUAAAAAAUCUAAAAGAAGGGGCUGUAUUGUUGGGAUUAUCUUCUUGUGACUUUGACUUAAUUGCUUUGUCAGAAACAUGGCUUCACAGUGGUGUUUUUAACAGUGAGCUUUUUAAUAGUAAUUAUUUGGUGGUUCGAAAAGAUAGAGACUUCUUGAAUACCAAUAAAUCAAGGGGGGGAGGGGUACUCAUUGGUAUCAAAUCUAAUCUCAUAUUUUCAGAGGUGGACUUGUCCAUUGUCAUAUACAUUCCGCCUUCACUGCCUUUAGAAUAUUAUCACCAAAUAUUUGAUGCUUUUGUAAUGCUAGAUUCGGCAUAUAAUUCUAAUGUAGUUAUUAUAGGUGAUUUCAAUAUUCCCGAGUUUUUUGCAUCUGUCGAUGGCCUGAUAAGUGGUAAAAGUCUUGCGCUUUCUUCUCUAAUGGACACCCUUAAUGUGAAACAAUACAAUAAUAUUCUUAAUAAAAAUAAUCGAUUAUUAGAUCUGGUUCUAACUAAUACAUCUUGUUCUGUGCUAAAAUCAGAUGAUCCACUGGUAGAGGAAGAUCCAGUACAUCCUUCCUUAAUUGUAUCCAUAUUAGUCAAAACUUCGUCAGAUAAUUUUUUACAUGCUAUUACCAAUGAAACAUCUUACAACUUCCGCAAAGCUAAUUAUGUUGCUCUUUAUCACGACAUUUUAAAUAUCGAUUGGUCCUUCCUUCGGAAUUGCUGUGAUGCGAAUGCUGCUUGUCAUUUGUUUUAUAAUGUUUUGUAUGAAUUUUUUGAUAAACAUGUGCCAAAAUAUAAAAAAAAGAAGUACGCCUACCCUAUUUGGUUUACCCCGCAACUUAUCAGUAAAAUUCGAUUAAAAAAUAAGACAAGGAAAAAAUACUUGAAGUAUGGAAAUCCUGCUGAUGAGUUGAUUUUUAAAGAACUAAGGCGUGAAAUUAAGCGAGCGACAUUAGCAGCUCACAAAAAAUUUGUUGAUGAGGCUGAAAAUCGAAUUAACACUGACCCAACAAAAUUUUGGCAAUAUAUACGGUAUAAAAGACGCGGCACCGGCAUUCCAGCUUGUAUGACCUUCAAUGAUACUACUAUAUCAGGACCAGAAAAUAUAGUUAAUGCCUUUGCCCGAUUUUAUGAAUCUAUAUAUAUUCCAACUUCGACCUGCAGGGUGGAUGAAUUCGAAUCUGAUCGUAUGGGGUUCUGUGUGAGUUUGCACACGACUAACGAAAAUAAAGGUCCUGACGGCAUACCGGCGUUUGUUAUCAAGGAUUGUGCAUCUGUUUUAGCUGAACCAUUAUCAAUUCUUUUUAAUUUAAGUAUUUCUACUGAAACGUAUCCAGAUCAAUUGAAGGUUUCUAAGAUAAUUCCAGUUUAUAAGGGCAAGAGUCGUAGUGCUUUAUAUCCUCAAGUAUCACAUUCCAUUUCACAGCAUCAACAUGGGUUCAUCCAAGGUCGGUCUACGACUACAAAUCUUUUUGAUAUCACAGGUUUUAUUGCAAAUUCCAUUGACAACGAGUUACAAACUGAUGUUAUAUAUCUUGAUUUCAGUCGGGCUUUUGAUAGGCUGGACCAUGGUGUUUUGAUUAAAAAGUUAUAUUCGCGUGGUUUUACACCUAAUUUGUUCACUUGUUUGCCUCGUGUGCCGCAGGGUUCUGUUCUGGGCCCUCUUCUUUUCUUACUGUUUAUUGAUGACAUAACUGCUGGCUUGAAUGUAAGCUAUUCUCUUUAUGCAGACGAUGUUAAAGUAUUUAACAAAAUUGCUACAGUAGAAGAUUGCAUUAAACUCCAUUUAAAUCUGAAUAAAAUUACAACAUGGUGUGAUUUGAAUAAGCUAGUUUUAAAUAAAGACAAGUGUCGUGCGAUGUCAUAUUCUUUGAAAAAGAAGAUAAUUUUUUUUAACUAUGCGUUAGAUGCAAUUAUAUUGAGCAAACCGGAAACAAUUUCUGACCUUGGUGUUAUUUUUGAUCCCAAAUUGUCAUUUGCAAGCCACAUUAAUAAACUUAUCUCUGAUUGCAGGAAAACGAUGGGUUUUAUAAUAAGAAAUGCUAGAGAUUUUCAAAAUGCUCACACCAUCACACGACUUUUUAAAUCCUUUUUGGAAAGCAAAUUAUAUUAUGCAUGUUUAAUCUGGUGCCCCCAUCAUAACAUUUAUGUCACUAAUUUGGAACGUAUCAUCCGCAAAUUUUUGAAGUAUUUGUCUUAUCGGGAAGACGGAGUGUAUCCUCCAAUUGGUAUGCCUCAGCAGGAUUUAUUAAAUAGAUAUAAUUUUACCAGCUUUUUGAAUACGUAUUGUCCCAUCAUAUUAUCACAAAUUACAUUUAAUGUGAGUUCGCGCAGUGUCCUGUCCCGUUAUUAUGAUCUGUUUUAUUUGCCAGUCCCAAGAACGGAUAUUGCUAAGUUUUCACCGAUGUUUACCAUGUGCAGAAUCGGUAAUGUGUUCCAUCGUGAAGUAGAUCUCUUUUCAUCAUCGCUUAGAGAACGACCGUUUCUUUUGAAUCACGCUGAUUUUGUCACGGUGAUCUAUCAAGUAACGGCGAGCGACGAAAGUAACGAUUUAAUACUUGGAUCCACGACACUGGCGAACGGUUUCAAUAUUCUCUCGCCAAGAAACGGUGAUCAUAGGAACGGUUUCAAUAUUCUUUCGCGGAGGAACGGUGAAACGGUGUGCCAUGUGAACAGCAGAAAAUUCCGAUACAUCGAUGAAUGA